Pseudozyma flocculosa PF-1 is the source of this 690-nucleotide messenger RNA. RefSeq lists its product as uncharacterized. Bases 1 to 690 code for a protein of 229 amino acids. The transcript is spliced from 2 exons. Gene Ontology annotation, biological process: (1->6)-beta-D-glucan biosynthetic process; cell wall biogenesis. NCBI's taxonomy places the organism in Eukaryota, Fungi, Basidiomycota, Ustilaginomycetes, Ustilaginales, Ustilaginaceae. The record is from RefSeq and is a predicted model, not a curated record.
AUGAUCGCCGCCAAGGUCUCCGCCCUCGUCUCUCUCCUCGCCAUCGCCGCUGGUCCGGCCAUGGCUACCAUCAUCGUCACCCAGCCCGUCGCCUCCACCACGGGCCACGGCGACAAGCACCUCCAGGUCGAGUGGCACGACGACGGCGCCGCGCCCAAGUUUGCCGACUGGGGCAAGGUCAACGUCUACCUGGCCACCGGCUCCCACGACGUCCAGUGGCGCCUCCAGACGCUGGCCGAGGACGUCGACGCCAAGGACACGUCUGACAAGUACAAGAUCGACCCCACCGUCGGCCCCAACGGCGGCUACUACUUCCUCCGCUUCGAGGGCUCCACCCCCGCCGCCGGCUCCACCAGCCCGCCCAUGGCCUUCUCGGCCCGCUUCACCCUCGACAAGAUGACGGGCACGUUCAACUCGACCAUCAAGGCCGAGCUCGAGGGCGCCGGCGGCACCGCCUCGGCCGGCGGCGGAGCCAGCGCCACCCCCACCGGCGGCCUCGCCACCUCGGUCCGAGCCAUGGCCACGUCGAGCAGCUCGACGUCCACCUCGCCCGCCUCGGCCGCCGCCAAGACCAACAGCCCCGUCAGCGCCAACUCGAGCAGCCAGCCCUCGUCGGCCUCCAAGAUCAGCCUCGCCGGCUCCGCCGCCCUACUCACCGGCCUCGCCGCCGCCGGUCUCGCCCUCUUCUAA